Molecule: messenger RNA, 15875 nt
Organism: Rhopilema esculentum
Lineage: Eukaryota; Metazoa; Cnidaria; Scyphozoa; Rhizostomeae; Rhizostomatidae
Product: potassium voltage-gated channel subfamily A member 1-like
Biological process (GO): protein homooligomerization; action potential; potassium ion transmembrane transport
Cellular component (GO): voltage-gated potassium channel complex; membrane
Molecular function (GO): delayed rectifier potassium channel activity
Source: RefSeq, a predicted model, not a curated record
GCUAAUUUUCUUCAUAAUGUUCAAGGACACAAGUUGUGACCAGGUCGAAAUGACUUCUUCUUUUUAUUUAUCUUCUUCUUCUUCUAUAUAUUGUUUUCCUUUAAAAUUUAAGUUAGCACACUUUGCUUGGUUAGUUAUUACCUUUCAUUUCUAAAUACACAAUUUCAGGCAACCACACUUAUUGUGGAGCCUGUCCAUUAAGAGUUUCAAGACCUAUAUGUCUAGAUAUAUAUUUAUCAACUAUAUUAUAUAGUAUAUAUAUAGACUAUAUAUAGAUAUUAGAUUAAUAGAAAAUAACUAAUUUUACGGUCCCCAGCCGAAAUUUCUUUGUGAGCGGCUGGCCUGUUACCCUGGGUACCAGACUCACUAUGUAUAAAAUAAAAUAGAGAGUCUGGUCUAGUGCGCCCCAUUCUCGUUCUGGUGUGCUGAUAUUAACCAAUCAGGAGCGAGUGUACAGAUUUCUGUACGUUCAAAGGUCACAGCGAAACAAUAAACUUAGCUCUGGUGUAAAACAUUGAACAGAACACAACAUAAAUAAAUGCUAGCGACCGUAACGAUUUAGUUUGAAGAUGCUGUUAAAACUACUCAAAGAAUAUUUUCCGCAUGUUGUCGAACUUAAUACAGAACAGCAUUGAAAGCCUUGUUUGUAGAGAGAAGAGACACCUUCGCCAUAUUGCCAACUGUCUUUGGAAAGUCUCUGAUAUUUCAGGCAGUGGCUCUCAUUGCAAAGAAAUUAGGCCUUGUAGUGAAUGCAGUAAAUAAGAAACACCGCAAGGCGCCGAGAACAAACAACAACAAACACAAGUAAAUCAGUUAUGGCUAAUAUUUCGCCCGGCAUACGGGGCUUCGCUUGUCGUAUUGGCCAUAUUUGCUGUGGUGAUUCUAACCGCCGCGGUGUCCAAGCGCGCUGCCUUCACAGUGAGGAAGUAGACUUUGAAAGUACACACAAUUUAUGUGGAAAAUUACAACAAAAGUUUUAAGUUGUAUACGAAAUUUAAUAAUGAUUAACAUUUAAUAACUGCAUUGUGCUAACUUUAAUUUCAUGCUUCGCACAUGUUUUUUGCUGCCAAAUGGCGUUUUAAACCUGAUUUGAUUGGAAUCUUGAGGCAGAAGUGUCUAUUACCACUGUAUUAAUAAUGUCAACUUUACAGAACUAUAUAAAAUACAUUUGCACUAAGAUUUCCCAAAACUCCUCUGACUACUGAGUAUCUUUGUUAUUUAUCCGACAGUCUUGUUUCACAGGCCUAGUCUGUUAAAUAGACUUCAGUUCUUUCAAGUAAGUUCACCAGAACGAGAAUGGAGCGCACUAGAACAGACUCUCUAUUUUUUUAUAUAGUGAGUCUGGUACCCAGGGUACUGGCCCGUUUCAUCGAGACUGCUUUUGGUGAAGAAAUUUGGCUAAAGGGACAGAUAGAAUAAGCUUUGAAAUUGAUCACGAAAACUUAAAAUUUCUAAAAGUUUGUUUGAGCUACGGACAUUUUUAGAAGUAAAAGUAGCGUUUGUUGCAAUAAGCACCUCUUCAUCUGUUCAUUAACGGGCGUUGAUAAGGCAAUAGUGGUCGGCAAAAAAAUUCUUUGACCCUAGGACACUCUUUUGUCAAUGGGCGCUUAUUUGGUCAUUUACCGUAUAACUCAAAUGUCAAAGUUUUUAACAGUCUCUCCAUCCUCCACUCCCUUAACCUUUAGGGAUUCUUAAAGGCGAGGUAAUUGGUGUGUGUAUUUUGAAAUGAAACACCGGGACACUACGAGAAUAUAUUCUAAUUUUAGCCAAUUUAAAUUCACGGAAACCAGCAACAGAUUGGUGAUUGAUAACUCUGUUGUUUUGAAAGUAGUUUUAGAUUGUCGUGUUUUUCUUGUCUUGGAGUUUUGCCACUGUCAACUCACCGAGACCCGAUCAGCCACAAUCAGCCAAUCAGCCAUUUUGUAAUCCUUCGCUGUUCGGAGUUACAAGUUUGGAUCAACUGUAGUGAUUUUGGGGAAUUGAGAGAAUUAUAUAAGAAUCAAAGCAGUUUUAUCUAACUAGGAUUUCUAUUAUGUGGUUCAUCUACUGCUGAUCACCUUUAUGAUAAUCUUAGGAAAUUUCUCUAGACUAAAUCAAACAACAACGUUAAGGGCUGAUAUUUUCCUGUCUUUACUGCUCUCGGAGAUAUCUUCUUCUCACUACACAAAAACAGGAAGUAAUCAAGUUUUUCUUGAAUCGAAAAGUGUCAAAAUGGCUUCAACAUUCAAAUCCUGUACGCUGGCUCGCUAUUAUUUUUUACUAUCCUUACUUUCCCAAGUAAAAUUCGAUACUUCAUUUCCUAAUUUUCCAGGUUUUUCUCGAAUUCUCGCUAUGUUUCCAAAGUUGUAUAAGUUUUCCACCCCCAAUCUCCAUAUCUGGGGAAAUUACCCUUCCUUUUCCUGUUUAGGCUCGGUACGAAUGUAGUUCAUUUGUCCAAUUCAUACCUUAUUGUUAAGGUGCAGUGAUGAACAGUAAAAGUGUGCAAUGAUAAAACUAGUAAUUAUGGUCAAAGCGGACUAAUAAAUUUUCCACACUUUUGACAAAGUUUGAUAGCCUGAACAUACCCAAGGUCACAAAGAGAGGAGACGAGUGGUCAAAUUCCAUAAGUAUUACUUCAUUGUUAUUGCUUGUAAUUAUAAUAAUUUAAACUUAAUUAGCUUAUUUUGAAAAUUUUUGUAUGUAGCUGAAUUUAAAAAUUAUAAACUGAAGCUGAAACUGAAAAAAACUAGGGCCACAAGGUGUAAGGAACCUCUUCAAGUAAUGAAAAUUGUAAUAUGUUAUGUUUAAAAUAUUUUAUAAUAUUUUAUAAUUCGUUAGGUCAAGUCAAGGAAAUAUUUCGUGUCUCUUAUGACAUCUCUUAUUAAACAUAACCGAACAUAACAUUCAUACUACAAUCACUCUUGAUCCUACAACUAUUCUAUGCUAUAAUAACAGAAAACAGGUAUACCAAUUUAUUAAAACAGUUUGUGUGUCUUUAUACUACAAAAUCGGUUUCAAGAAUUUCAUUUAUCAAACGUAGAAGAAGUUUGGUUAAAAAAGUUAACUUUUUUAGCUGUAUGCAAGAUAAUGACUGCAAAAAACAUUCUGAAAUUCAUUUUAAGAUAAUCUUAAGGGCGUGUUUGCCAAAAUUUGCAUCUUUCCGUUUUACCCUGAAAGCUCUACAACCUCUUCAUGGCCUUUAACAUAUAAUAUUGGUCAGUGUUUAAUAAGCAAAAUAAUGAUAUACGAUGAAAUCAAAAUUUUUCCAAACAAGAGUUAUUUUUCAAUCGUAUUUCCCACUGAAGAAAACAAUUAAACUGGAUAGAGAAAUAGAAAAAAGAAAGAAAAGAAAAGAAAGAAAUGCAGAAAAUAAACUUCAAUGAUUAAUUUACGGUUCUUUUAUUUAGUUGAAGAAGUUAUAAUUAUGUUGAUAUUAUGAAUGACAUGUCAAUAGUGUAAUCGGUCGAUCGCUUGUAUCUCCAGUUGCUGAUAUGAGAUAUAAAUUGUGAUGUUCUUCUAGCUACUAAAUUCACAGGCGUUGUCAGCAAAAAUCGCUUAAGGGUCCCGCCCAAAAAUAACCUUUUUCAACUUUAGGUAUAGUCCAAUUUUAAGGAACUCUUGACCCAAGCCCGAUGUUGGAAGUACACCUCGUUGUGCACCCCAAAGUCUCGUUGAUCCCAAAGAUCACAAAGUUGAAUGGCAAAGUUUCACAGUUCCAGAAACCUGGUUAAAUGCAACAUACACAAUUUCAUCAUUUAAUCCAGCUUAUAUUUCACAAAGUUUUGUAAAUGGUUUCUGACUGAAAUACGAUGAGUGGCCUUAAUAAAAUUUGAGUCCGAUGAUGACUACAUUUUUCUGCUCAUUUUGUAAUGUUCAAUGUAAUCAGUGGUUUUUUUGUGUACAAUGUAGCGGAAUUUUCAUUUUCUAAUGUCUUGGUGAAGGAUUUCUGGCUGAUGCUUAUGUACAUUCUAUAAGCAGCCAUAGAUAGAAGAAAAAUAACACGAUUCCUAUUGAUUUAAUGUGAAAAAAAUAAACCCCUUUUCUAUUUCAAAGUAUCUGUACUCUUCCACCAAAAAGGGCCUUUGUGACCUGUUACUAAUCAAUCCUUACGUUGACAGUGUUAUUUUAGGCCUUCCUCGCGUCUUUUCAUAGACAUUUUGUAUUAAAACUGUCGUCAGAAUGACUAUAAAUGGAUUACCAUCAAGGUUUUGAACGUUCUACACUUCACCGUAUAAAAAUUUUGAGAUAUGUAUGAUUAUUAUUCCUGGUACGGGGUAAAUAUUAAUGAUUUUCGUUGACUUAAAUGCCAAACACCUUCCCGGUGACUAGUUUUUGCAACAUCUCAAGACAUUCUUGUAACAAGCCCGUAACUCAAACAGGCUGCUUUUGUGGCUGUUUUACCAGUCAGUCAUUGUCUGUUACAGGUACUGCGUGCAAAUCAAAAUGAUUGAUUGUUUCGGCUGAUUUAUAGGUCGGACAAUUCGACAUGCCAAGCAAAGUGGUUAUAUUUCUGUCAGAUAUCUAUAGGCGCAUUCACAUAUGCAAUGCUACCCUACCAUCUGCAGCUUCAGGCGCAUGUAGUCUUGAUCACUUAAAAUCGUUUAAGAUCACCUUGGAUCCUUGAAUCAAAAUUGUUUCGGAUCAUAAUCAACUUGAAUCGAAGCUACCUUGAAUCACAAUCACCUUAGAUCAAAAUCAAUUGAAUCAAUGUCACCUCGGAUCAUAAUUGCUCUCGGUCAUAAUCAAAUCGUAAUCUCUGUUGUGAAUAACCGAAUAUAAUAACAGUUAUCAUCGAUUAAUCGUUUUCAAUGAUCGCACAUGCAGAUCUUCUAUACUGAAACAUUACUCUUCCCUGUCUCAUCAGAUUCCGAUGAAAGAACUUAUUUUACUUCCCAUUACUCUUCCGUUAUGUAGAGAUCUUGGAUGCCAGUGGACUAGGUAUUUCUAGAGCUUAGGGUUGCUCAUUACUAUUCUUCAAGUGGUCUCCACACUUAAGUUAGGGGUCAUUGAAGAUUGCCUGCUGUUGACUUUCUUGUGCAAAACCAAUUCGGAUUUCUUACACGCAUGAAUUUUAAUGUUACGUCAUGUAACACACCAAAGAAGGUCUGACAUUUUUAUUAAUAGAAGGUAUUGUUCUUUGUGGCUCAUCUUAUAUAUAUCUUUGAACCAAAUGGUAGUGAACUUAUUGAUAUGUGUUUUGCAAACCUUUUGAAGCUGCAGACCUGUCGCAGCAGAUAAUGUAGUCUACUUCUUUGGUGUUUAUUCAUCUUAAUGGAAUUCACCUGGCCAUAAUUACGCUAUCUUGAAAUAUGCACUCAUCCUUUCUUCGUCGAAAAAUUGUUCACUAAACUUGACGGUUUUUGGAGUCAUGGGCCGUUAAGAAGCAUCCAGGGAAGUAAAAACAUCUUCUUUACCCACUCAUCCUCUAAUCUUUGUAGGCAGGAUGGGUUAAUAAAGAAAAAUGAGAAGGAAGUGAGUUUGCUUUGAGCUUGGAGAGGGCCACGUCGUCCCUUUUCAUCAGAAGAUAUUUAAUCAAAAGUUGGUUCUUAAAGUAUUUGAACACUGCAACUGCUACAGGCACUGUUUGCCCAGAUAUGAGCAACAUGAUCCCUGGUAUAACAUGUUUAAAAACUUAAGAGAAGCAAGCUUGAUAAAUCACAAUUGUGGCAAUAAAAACACUAAUGCUUUGUAAUAAACACUUGGUCUUGUAACUGUGAAAAAUGGUAAGUAUCUUUCCAUUUUGCCUAAUAAUAAACGUUUUUCCCAUUUCAAUAUAUUUCUUCACUAAAUCGAGAAAAAUUAUCAUAAAUGCGAAUUGACGGUGCUGCCAUCACCUUACUUUAAAAGGAUUAAAUUACUGAAUUAAAGUGAGUCAGUUUAGGCUGUUCUCUUAAUUUCUGCUCAUCUUGUUAAACAUAUUUAAUUCACUGUUUGAUUUUCACCUCAAGCGCCGUUUUUUUCAAGAGAAUUAAUCGUUAUUAGAAUACAGCAAUGUUUGUAUUUAGAAAGCGUCUGUGCUAAAUUUUAAAAAAAAAUCACGCUGUUUUGUCUAGAGAAAAGUGUUUAGGAUAAGCUUAUAAUCAGCCGUCUUUUUAUUUGAAUUUUGAUGAGAGGCAGUGCUGCAGACAAUGCUUUCCCAAGUUCGCAAGAAUACGAAUAUUGCUUCAAAUAAUUUGCCUUCCAUUUUGAUUCCAUCCUUUUGUUCACUUUAACCUACUAAACUUGAGAUCUCAAAUAAAACUGUUUAGAAGCCUAUUCAAAAGCGAUUGCAGCUUUAUCAAGAAACUUCUCAUAUUUAUAGCUUCUCGCAAAUCAUAAUGCUGAAAAAUGUCUUUUUUUUGUCUUUGAUAGCAUUUACUUUUUUAUGCGCAUCGUUUACGUUCCGUAAUAGUAGGCGGAGAGCCUCUAGGGUUUUUUGUUAAUACCCUUUUAUUAAUACCCUUUUAUUUAUACAGGUUUUGAUAAGGCAUAAUUUUUGGAUGUUUUGAGGCUUGAGUGCUCUAAAUGAUGCUCUAAUUUCAACAAUGACUUUUCUACAACCAGAAUCUAUAGAUUGUUUCUAAAAUGUUGCUAAAACUAUGAAAUAACUGUUACGAAUGACGUUUUUCGAGACAUGGUCUAUUGGCUGACCAAAUCUGCUAGAUUUUGUUAACAUGAGAGUAAAUUUUCUAAAAAACUUUCAUCUUUUCUUCUAAUUUUAUUUCCUGAGACAGGACGUGUUCUUAUUGUCUGGCAAAUCGUGUCAAAGUGUUUUUAGAAAGUAUUCUUUUAAAAAGGGAUGCAGUCAAAUUCAUUUUGUAAAAGGACCGAUGAAAUGGUGAUAGUUGCAUCCAACUUUGACCCGUUAAACUUAAUUUUCAGUGUUUGUUAAGACCCCAGCACUGUGUUAAGUCCCUAAAUUGCCAUAGGCAGUUGCUGCAUAACCUCGUCUUGAUAGAUCUAAAAAAGAUUUAAUUGACAAGAAUGGAUGGAAUUACCAAGGAGUCCCUCACGGACGAAGAUAUAAACAGGAACGCCAGAGAGCUCUAAAAUGCUAGGUCAUUUUCAUUAAUACAACAAUCUUCGAGGCUGUAUAAGAAUUCCAAAACAAUUGCUAAAAUUCCAAAAGCUUGGUUGGUUCGGUCGGAGCGUUAGCAGUAGACUUUGUGACCAUCUGAAAGAGGCAAUGCAAUAUCGAGGCUACUUGAAAAAUAAACCGGAAACAUCAAAUCACUGACAAUGAUCAUGUAAUCAACACUUUGCAUGUUUUGCUCCAAGCUUUUCCCUGGCUUUGCUCCCCUCCACUCCAAUUCCCAUCUUCAGCACAAAGGUGUGACGGCGCAGCUACUCAAGUUGUUUUGUUUUUAACAACCUUGCAAUCAUUAGCUGAAUGAUAAAAAUUUUCCUUUUCUCCUGGUUCUUGCCAUUUUCAUUAGUUUUGCUUUGUAAUUUGCCGUCUUUAUUCGAUUUGACAUCUGCGAUGCCUUUAUUUUUAUUUUACUAUAUAUAAUGAAUUGCAUAUUUUUAUAAAUAUUUUUUUCGGCUAGCCUUAGGUUUGCCUUCAAUAGCUGAUAUACCGUUGCUAAUUAUCAGCAGUCGAUUGUAGUUGAAGGCUAUUUUGAUAACCUUUUAUGUUAAUUCUUCCUAUGAUAUUUAUAAAAAACUGAAAUAAACUUAAGAAACCAGGCUUUGUACGUAGCUCCCGUUCGACAUCCAAAAGUGAUAUCAGCGAGAUUCCCAAAUCAGUUUUCUGUGGCAGAACGUCAAUAGCAGAAAUGCGAGAAAUGCGUUGAAUCAAUCGAGUUGAUUAAUACAGCAUUUAGAUUACACAUGGGAAUAUACAUGCUAGCGACCGGCUGGAGGAAUGAGUAGCCAGCGAUGAACCUGAGAAGUUGAUUUCUCCAAGUAUAUGAAAAAGUGCGAAUUAAAUAUUAAUUUAUGUAUUACACAGUGUAUGUGUGAAUUUUAAAAGUAAAAUCCACGAAAGAGCGCCGACGAUUAAUGUUCAGUUGAAAGAGAGUAGAAUGGUUGAAUGCCUUGAAAAUCUUCCCGUGGUAUCACAAACUGUAAUUCCUUCUUUUUUACUUGCAAUCGCCCUGUUCACCGCUUAGUUCUUUUUGAAACCAUUCCAGCUUGGUGUCAUCCUUUUGGAGCAGGUAUUUAAAGCAUCGUUUAGAGUACGCACCAUUUCAAUCAGAAAGAUUUUUCGGGUAUCAACGGAAAGAGAAGUUGUUGUACUGUGUUUAUUGUAACGGCAAAAGAACUCUUGGAGAAGGUUGACACGCAAGCCUGUGUUUGGAUGCAAUAUCUGGAUAUGAAAUUUGUGACAACACAUUGGCAAAGGAAAGAAACUUAAAUUUAAUAUUUUUCAAUCGCAGUUCAGUAGGCUAGAGAAAUUUGGAGGAUAUGCUGGCAUUGAAAAAUGUAAACUCAUUUUCUGUUAUAAGUUUUGUGUGAAUAGUUACUUGUGGCAACUGUUGCUAAGAUUUUCACUGAGGCUGUUUAAACCUCUUAAACAUACAAUGUUGGUGAUGUAAAUGGAUGCAAUUAGCCUGGAUUCUAUAGAAUUUAUUCUACUCGGGCCAUCACUACUGUAGAAAAGAAAUCUUUGCAAUCCUUUUCGCGUGCUCCGUUGAUACAGAUAUUUCUGUUUCUUUGGCAAUGUUUUCCUGCAGCAAUUAAAUUUCAAGCACGGAAGACAAAGAAAGAAAAUCGAAGAAUAAAUUGUUGUUGUUUGGUUUGAAACUCGUUCUUUGUUCUGUUGUAGUUUUUUGUUCAAAUACCUUCAUUUGAACAAAAAUUCAACUCUUGUUUGCAAAGAACAAAUUCAAUAUUUUACAACUAUUGGAAUGAUGUGUGGACUAUUAAUUUAGCUGUUUGCCUACUUUGGUUUUGAAUUACCAAACGCUCAAGAUGGUCUCUCCGCUUCAAAUUUAAUUGAAACUCACUUCUGUGCGUUGUUUUUUUCUGGAUAUAGCCUAAACAGGUGGUCGUGCAUUAACGAUGGAUGUUUUCAGGUGAAUUAUCAAAUGGUUUUUUAGAAAUAUAUUUCAAAAAGACGGAUGUUACCACGCUUUCUUGAAUUAUGUCGCGAUGUUCGUGAAGAGUGUUAACCAACAAUUUUUCAUCUUUUAGCUAUGUUCUUAGAUAUUUUCAGUUCCAUAAUGGAUAACUGAUGCUGAAUGCAUGUGAUUUUCAGAUUGCAUUGUUUUGAUAUCUUGAUUUAAGUUUAUUUGGUUGGAAAGACUGACUUAAUGGAUUGCUACGGAACUCUUCCUCUUAUGGACUGAAAAGGAUUGAUUCAAGCUGUUUACGUAGUUCUGUAUGAAUAUGGAACCGAAAAAGUAGCUUUUUUGAAGAACUGUUCCGGGCAGUCAACAGCUCAGCAACUGGACUGGCGUCAAUAUUUGGUUUGUACGUUGAUGACCUGUUUUGGCUUAUGAAACACUACUAGGAUUCCGGUUGGGAUUAUAGCUUUAUCCUGUGAAUAUUAAACUUCAUGUGAAACACUGCUGGGAUUCCGGUUGGGAUUAUAGCUUUAUCUAGUGAAUAUCAAACCUCAUAUGAAACACUGUUGGGAUUUCCGUUGGGAAGAUAGCUUUAUCCAGUGAAUAUCAAACCUCAUGUGAAACACUACUGGGAUUCCGGCUGGGAUUAUAGCUUUAUCCUGUGAAUAUCAAACUUCAUGUGAAACACUACUGGGAUUCCGGCUGGGAUUAUAGCUUUAUCCUGUGAAUAUCAAACCUCAUAUGAAACACUGUUGGGAUUUCCGUUGGGAAGAUAGCUUUAUCCAGUGAAUAUCAAACCUCAUGUGAAACACUACUGGGAUUCCGGCUGGGAUUAUAGCUUUAUCCUGUGAAUAUCAAACUUCAUGUGAAACACUGCUGGGAUUCUGGUUGGGAUUAUAGCUUUAUCCAGUGAAUAUGAAACCUCACUUGUAAUACUGCGGGGUCAGUUGAUCUCAUUAACUGAAACUGAUAGCAAAUAUACGCCAAAAGCCACUUGUUGUGGGCUGUUCUCGAAUGGGAAAUGCAGUUCCUCGUUUGGUUAUCGAUCUUCAUGCUGAAAUUCUUGUGAUAUAUUAGGAGUUUUGUUUAAUUGGCAAGUGAUGUUGAUAGGUCGGCAGUUAAAUGAUCUGUGCUUAUUGUUUUGUGUUACGUCACGUGCUCGUUAUCAGACUCGGUUAAUUCAUUUUCACGCGUGAUGUAGAUUUAAAAUGGCUUUUUCGAUCGCUACAACAUCGUUUAUUGGUAAUAGAAAUUCGACCUAGACAAUGAAUGGACUUGACUUGUCUAUGCAGCCACAUUAACACAAAGCUACAUUUACAAUAACUGACAUUUUGAAAUGGAGGGUAUGCUGAAGUUAUUUACAAUCUAAAAGCCAAUUUCUAUUCACUGUAGUGUUCAUCGAAUGUUUUUAGCCAAUAACAACCCGCCGUAAAUGGUUAAUUGAUCGAUUUCUUCGAUGGAAGUAGACGCUUUUGACUACAAAAACUUUGCUGAAUUGAGCGUGAAUUCUCAGGUCAAAAUGAAUAGCAAUAGGGUACAAAUAAGUGUGCGUGGCGUGUAUUACGAGACUCUUGAAUCGACAUUACGACGGUUUCCAACAACUCUUCUCGGUUCGCGAAGCAAACGCAAGGCUCUGCCAACAACCAGUGCUGAUAUGAUUGUGCUACAUUGCAGCGCAAUUUCGUUCGAUGCGAUACUGUUUUACUACCAAUCAAAUGGCAUUCUAACGCGACCUCCUUCGUUGCCAGCGGCGGAUUUCGAGGAAACCUGUCGAUAUUUCGACAUCCCAGAAAAAGAUAUUCGAAAAAUGAAAGAGCGAGAAGGUCUAGUCUUGGAAGAUGUAACACCGAUUUACGAAUUCACGUGCAACACUCAAGAGGUUAUUUGGCAGUUUUUGGAGAACCCCCAAUCGUCAAAGCAAGCUGCUGUGUAUGCUACUGUGGUUUACAUUCUAAUUUUUGUGUCUGUUUUGCUAGGCUGUUUUCAGACUCUCCCACAUUUGAGUUUUAAGAGCGAGCUGUUCUCAAUCGAUUUCUUCCUAAAUGUAUUCUUCCUGGUUGAGCUGUUUCUAAGAUUUUUUGUCACGCCAGUCAAAUUUCGCUUCUUUGUUUCGACAAUUAACUUGAUUGACAUCAUCUCAGUGCUUCCUUACAUUGUGGUCCAGUUUCUCGCUGAUCAUUCGUCGAUGACAUUUUUACAAACUGUCAGAGCGUUUCGGGUUCUACGCCUUCUUCGUGUAAGGCGACAGUCACAAAGACUUCAAGUAGUUUUUCGAAUUUUAUCAGAUUGCCUUGUUGACGUUAUAACUAUGGUCUUAGCUGUUGCAAUGUCAUCUUUGGCUUAUGCAAGUCUAGUGUAUUAUGCAGAACAGUCAGUGUCAAUGGAUACCCCUUUUAAAAGCAUUCCUGAUUCAGUCUGGUGGGCAAUUCAGACUAUAAUUCCGCUUGGUUAUGGAGAUAUUGUCCCUAGAACUCCUCCAGGAAAAUUUGCUGCCGGUAUGGUCUGUGUUUUGGCAGCUUUUAGUUUCACUGUUCCAGUCCUUUUUCUUGGUGGAAAGUUCCUUUCGCUAUAUUCACGAAGCUUUGGGAUGACAUUAGGGAAUGAUUUCAAAGGCAUUGACUCGGAUCAGCAGUAAUACAUUUAAUUAGACACUAGACAGAAUACAACGUAAGAUGAAUUAUUAUACUUAGGUAUACUACGAUAUGUAUAUCAUGCUAAAAUUAUUUGAAUUGCUUUAUGUCAUGCAGCAUCUUCUACAGUUUGGACAGACGAUGUUGAAUUUUCACCUCUCUUCCUUUCAUCCUCUCCCUUUCACCCUCUCCCUUUGAUUGCCUCGACUCCCCCACCCCCGAUGUUGAUGUAUCUGCUAUUAAGUUACUUAAGCAGCAUCAUUGAAUGUUUUAAAAGAGAGUUGGAUAUGGGACUAUGUAUGCAUACUACAUGGUAUAUACUUAAGCAUUGUCUCAACUGUCCAAGAUUGUAGCUCAUUUUUCCAAUAAAGCUAUUAGACUGGUUGGAAACUCUUUUAAUGGGGGCAUGUUUAAUAACCUAGCAACUAAGCAGUCUUUUUGCAUCUAUCUUACCCUUGGCAAACAUCCGUCUCAGUUUACUUAUGACUAUGGUUCACUGGUCUGUUACCACUUUCCUCUAACUGUGAAUGCUGUAAACAAUAUCAAGGAUCUGCUUUUAAAAAUCUUUGUAUGCAAAGAUGCAUUUUCAUUUUCUUGUUUUGGAUUGCAUAUUUCAUGAUUUUCUAUUUUGCUCUAUAAAAAAUAGGAUGGGAUUUUUGCGUAGUACAGUAGACUCCGGUUAUAGUCACAUGAAAAAUUGUGACUGUUAACGAAGUGUGACUGUAAACGGAGUUAAAUGGAAAAGUUUGCACAUUGGGGUCUAAAUUUUAUGUGACUGUUACCAGAAGUGUGGCUGUAAGCAAAGUGACUGUAAGAGGAGUCGAUUGUACUGUGUUGCAAUCCGUUUUCUUGCGCCGCAAUGGGGUUGCCUUGGUUAUGUACUGUGGCCAAAAUCCGUCAACAAUUACUUUGUCAACAAGGCAUUUAUGCUUAAUUUUUUGUCAAUUAUUGAAUCUGCAGACAAUACGCCCGUUCUGACCCCUUUCAUGAAGUUUUCGUUACAAAGAGUGGUGUUUUUGAUGUAUUUUGUAUGGUAUUAUAUUGCAUUCCAUUCUCUGUAUUGUAUUUUAUUUUGGUUUUAUUUAUUUUAUUUUAUUUUAUAGCUAUCUUAUUUUAUUUAUUUUAUUUUAUAGCUAUCUUAUUUUAUCAAAUUUUAUUUAUUUCAUUUUAUUUAAUUUAUUUUUUGUAUCGCAUUGCAUUUUAUUACAUUUCAUUGCAUUGAAUAUUGUUUCUCCAGAGAUUCCUUUAGUAAAAUCAUUUAUGCGCAUGACAUUUUCUGUCUAAAAACCAAGCUACUAAAACUUUAUCACUAGAAUUAUUUACUAGAGAUGCUAAGCUAAAAGUGUAUGCUACCUGGCAAGAACCUUAUCCUUUAAUUAUUUUUGGCAUGCUUUGAUUAGCUUCGAGCCUAAAAAUCACUGCUCUUUGAAAAGCAAUUUUUUCAAAUCGCUGUUCAGCCAGUAAUUACUCUGAUGGUUCCCUGCGUGGUUGGAAUAAUCUGGUCCUAAACUUAAGCUUUGCUAAAUAUGAAUCUCAAGUAGGUUUUCUAUGAACUGCAGUUUCUAGAGCCCUUUUUAUCUCGUUAGUAUUUGUAUAUUGCUUCCGAAUGUAGUUUUUAGGACUCUCAGAAGAGGUGCUUAUCGAGCAGUGCCCUGGUCCCUCCUCUCGAUGUUACCACACAAUUCGAUUCCUACGCCUGGAAUUGAAAAAAGCGACGUAUUAAUUUUAUCAAAAUUUCUCUAUAACAGUUCCCUUGUGUCUUAAAGGCUUUAUAAGUUCGAGAAUCUUUCUAUAUAGUGGCAAUAUAUGUUAACCCGGAAUUAACAUGUUGUCCACGACUAAACUAUUUUAUUAGCAACCAACCUUAAUUGCAUGAUGCCUUAUGCAUGACAAUUAAAGCCUACCAACCUUAUUAAUCAUCUUUUUGAAAUGCCACCUUAGGCAAUAAUUUGUAUAGUCGCUGUGACUAUCUCGGGCCAGAAUUUGAAUCGAAACAGCAGGGAAAUUGUUGAUAAUAGGCAAUAAGCUGUGCUAGAUGGUUCUUCGUAUGAAGGAGUGACAAAUCCAGAAGGUCCUGAAUGGUCGUACUUAAACGGCUCUUUUGUCAGUAAGCUAUCAUCACAAUUGAGUGUUCUUUAACAUUUUUGACAUCAUAUUUAACACAAUAUCCGAAAAGCACGCCCUGUGCUAAAGAUUUCCUGAUGACCUCGUUUUGUCGGUCGUUACGCCUUUAGUAACCAUCAGUAACCAUCUGAGAACUUUACAGGAAAAUGGUCCUACCUAAAUUAAGCCUAUAUUAUUGCCAGAGUAUAUGAUGGCGUAUUAUUUGUAAAAUGUCUGUAUGUAUAGCGCUAUUUAUUACAAAGUCCAUGAAAUAAAAUUUCGAAAGUUUUAUUAUGAUUGUUAUCAUUUUUAUUGAAACUUAAUCGUUGGGUGAAACCGACUAGAAUAACUAUAUCGCUGUAGAUAUGAAAAUAUUAUGUUUCUUGUUUAGAAUGAAUAUCAAGAAAAUUUCUUUUGUUAUGAUAACCCCACGUUUCGUAAAGAUAUGAAACCUCAUGCAUUAGAUGAGUUUUAGUUCAGGGGAUUUUUAGAUUGUGAGAUCUUCGAAGAUUUAAAGCACAUAAAUAUUUAAAUGAAAUUAAACAACAUCCUCGUGUUCAUAAGUCCAGAGGGCUUUCGCUUAAAGAAAGAUUUAAUUUUGCAUAGUUUAAAAUCUUUGUUAUGCUAAAGAAAAGAAAUAUUUAUUUCAUUUUUUCUCAUUGUUUACCUCUGCACCCGGAGUUAUUUGUAAAAGCGAUGUCAAAUUGUCAGAAAACUGACCUUUGAUGUUCGUGUGUUUCUACUUAAAGAGCUUUGUGCCAAUUAAGUUAUGAUUCGUCAGGAUGGCCUCUUUUAUGUUGAUGACGUUUUUGCAUUGAUGUCUGCUGUCAGUCUAUAGCUGCUUAAUUUUACGUCCGGUCAGUCUUCAAAUUCGUUGCUUUUCUUUCUGAAAGAAUUAUAGCUGAACACCCCCAAUGAAUGCGCAGAUUUGGUCUCUGGAUUCCAGCUCCCUUCUCGUGUUGGGAUCUUUUGUCCCAAUUUUUCAUCGAAAUUUUGCGAGGAGCUCGGUAUGAUUUUUGUUGUGGUGAAAGUCUAAUUCCAGAUACAAUUAGCUGAUAGAUUAGUUAUAGUCUUUUUCAAGCCAAAUCCAGCCUGAAUUUAAUGUGAUCUAUAUCUUCCACGUUUCGUUGGUUUGUUUAGAGAAAUGAUCUCCCCGGUUGUCAUGAAAAGGAAUCACGUUCUAAGUAUCAACAUUUUAAAUGGCGAAAACAUAACCAACACAAAGAUUCAAUUUCAGUGUUCAGAUCGAUUCCAGUCUCAUAACUUCAGCUUCCGGAUUCUGAAUAACAUUUUAGAUUUUCAACAAAUGCUUCACGUGACGUGUGAUGCCUCGUGAUUAUCAGAAAUGACGUCAUCACGGUAUAGGCUUAAGGCAACUUCAAAGGUAGGCCUACAACACGUGGUAUGAACGCUCAGCCCUUUUAUUUAAGAAAUAAUGCCUACAGCCAAGCUUGGCAAUUUUUACCGUUUCUUUGCCUAAUUUGCGAAAAUGAUCUGCUGUUUAGCGACCACAUUGAACUUUGACAAGUAAUAAUUGUUGUCAGUCCCCGAUAUUAACAAAAUUACAUGUCAAUUGUAAAAUCCGGGCUUAACUUGCAAUAGGUCUGAAUGCAACUCUCCUUCGCAGCUCCAGAGAGUGAACAAUUCAUGUAGAACUUUUACGAGCACAUAUGCGGCAGAUCUACUUUUGUUUCUGAGAGAUGCCCGUUGCAGGGGGGAUGCCCGUUGCAGGGGGGAUGUCCGUUGUAGAGAGGUUUCGAUUGUUGUGUGUUGUUCGUUAAGUCCAUUUAGGAUGUUAAAUAUAUUGGUAUGGAGCUGGACUUUCUCUGCAUGUAUCUGUGGUCGGAUCCCAGGCCUAUAUUUUGUCUGCAAAAACAGUAUGCAUGUUGUCUGUAUAAAACUAUAUAAUCUAAGAGAUAUUUCGCUCUUAAUAAUGUUAUCAAAUUUUCACUAAAUAUCAAUGUUGACAUUUCUGAGAGUAAUGCAAUAAAUUUGUGAAUAAGAAACUAGAUCUUUGUUUUACAUUACGAGUGCAUUUGACAAUAAAAUCGUGUUUUCUGCGACUAUAUCUUCUGAAUAACUACCAGAUAUAAAAAAAGCCGCCCUCAAUUGCAGUCCUACAACGCAUCUUUACAAUUGCAGAUCCGUGCAAACAUCAAUUCAUAUUUCAUUGAUU